Messenger RNA from Symbiodinium sp. CCMP2592, 1032 nucleotides. The record is from the annotation of a GenBank genome assembly. NCBI's taxonomy places the organism in Eukaryota, Dinophyceae, Suessiales, Symbiodiniaceae.
AUGAAGCAGCGCGCACGAAGCGCGAGGCCUCGCUGUUGGCAUCCCUCGAAAUGCUUGGGGGCUCUCUUUGCCUGUCUGGCGGUGCUGCCUCACGGGCACGAGAGCCAGAACCUGGUUGGUGCGCGAUUAGCCGGGGCCGGGGCGAUUGCCCGAUGGAGGAGCCAAACCAGCCAGGGCCUGCUUAGAAGGCACGGUCAGGCUGACGGUGGGGCCUCGGCCUCGGGGGAGGCGCUGUGGCAGGAGGCCCUCCAGGCGGAGCGCAGCCGCUCAGAGCUGCUGCUGGGCAAGUUCGAGGAUCUCGAGGGCCUCGGGGCGGCUGACGACGCCCAAGACCGGCGCAGCUCUUUGAAGAAGGAGCUCUCUGGCCUCCUCAAGGAGGAGCUGCCCAACACGCAGGCCUCCUUCGAGAAGCUGAAGAGCUACAACGACGAGCUGGACGAGGCUUUGCAACUGCUGCAGAACCCGCGGCGCAAGACCAGCGCUCCGUCCUUCGUGCCAACCUCGGGCCGCCUCGCUGGUGACCCUGUGACCAUUGACAUCUUGCCGCCUGUGCGCGAGACGGAUGGCCCUGCGCUGGUGCCUGGCGCUGCGCACGUGCGAGUCUCGCUGCCUCUGAAGGAUAAUUCCGAGCUGAUGUGGGGCUCAGACCUGACGCCGCUUUACGAGCCUACUGGUGCACGGCUCAUGUGCUUUACGGCCUUCCUGCCGCUGGGCAUCCGUCUGGUGGAAGUCCAGAGGCCCCUGGAUGUGCCAAGAAUAGAUGCCGACCUCGUCGUGGUGCUCUCGGUUGACCCCAAGAGCGAGGCUGAGACGUUGGGCAUUCAGGUGGGGGACAUUGUGAGGGCCGUGUCCUUCGUGGGGGCGGGCCCCGAGCCCGGCUGGCUGGAUAAGAUGCUGGGGGCGGAGGCGAUGCCAAUGCAGCAGGUGAUGAAGUGCGAUGGCCGCUCCGCCGCCGAGGUCACCGAGGCCCUGGAGUCGAACCGCGAGAAUCUCGAUGGUCGGCUGGUGCUCCUUUUGGAGCGCCCACCUUAA